UCUCUUGUCAAUCUGACGUAACUCUGUAUAAUCAAACAUCUGAAGUAAAAAAAAAAAAGUAGAUUCCGCAGAAAACUACACCACAUGAUUAUGCAGACGAAGGUCAUCGUGGUGACCUUGUGCACCGGCCUGUGAUAAAAGCUCCAUAAGACCCCGGUUCCAAAGAAAACACGUAACAGUCAGCGAUGUCUCGCCAAUGGUCCUUCCUCGCGGCAGUGGUCCUCGUGGCCCUAGCAGUCGAGAGGGUAACGCAGACUACAGCCACCGGGAGCUCGUUAACGGAGGGGGCGCCCAACUACAACAACGAGUACAUUAUGUCGGCUUGCCCUCACAUUAUACGAAGAAUAGCUACUCCACAGCAGAUUAGUGUUCAACAAAAAGGAGACCUGUAG
Messenger RNA from Gryllus bimaculatus (two-spotted cricket), 392 nucleotides. NCBI's taxonomy places the organism in Eukaryota, Metazoa, Arthropoda, Insecta, Orthoptera, Gryllidae. The record is from the annotation of a GenBank genome assembly.